UCACCCGUAGCAACAUUCGCAAUGUUAGCCGUUAUUGUAUUAUGCGUGAUAGUCGUCCCCGUGACACACGCUUUAAUCGCCGCCUCCGCGGACGCAAUUGUGCCGUUUUAUUUCGGCAAUAUAGAGGACAUCCUUAUCUACUCGGACGAUGACACAUCAGUUAAUUCAAAACAGAAGGGCACCGCUCAGAUGAAGGACUUUGCUGGGUCGAUCGAUACAUUAACGGUGGAGUUCAAUCAGACGUUGCCAAGGCAACAUGUUGCUUCAGCGUCGUAUAUGCUGGAACUUUACAACGCUCUACAGGACCACAACGGGCGUAAUUUGAAAUAUGGAAAGAGAGCUAUUCGAAAAUCAGACACUAUUAGAAGUUUCUCUGCAAAGCUUGACGGUGUUACACGACAUAAACCAACGUCUGAAGUACGACACCGUUACGUUUUUGAUAUCAGUGUACUGAAUCGUGCGGAUAAACUGCGUUUAGCGGAGAUGAGAUUCCCGUUUCCAGGACAAAUAAAGAAGAAGCGAGUUCACGUCACACUCUAUCAACUUUUCGAAACACGUUGCCAGGAAAAUACCAACAAUACGUGUUUUCGCGGAGAAGCUGUAUCAACGCAGAGGGUGAAGCCCGGCGAUCUUAACGGUGACGACAACAUGGUCGUAUUCCAGGUAACAUCCAACGUUAAGCGGUGGUUGAAGUCACGCAAUGGCGCACACAUUAUGGAAAUCAGCGUAUCCUACGAUGACAUUGUGGUGGAAGAAGUGGUUGACGAUGUAGCAUUGUUAGUUACAUUUACGUACACCAACCUAAACAAAAAACAGAAGAAAAUGACGACAGAAAGAAAAAAAGAAAACAGUCUAGAUGAGAAAAAGAAACGCAAAAAGUACAUUGACUUUGGUGAAAAUGUUAAGGCACAGGAGAAUGUUAGAAACGACAAUGCGAAUAGCGACACGACGAGGAACAGACGAGCUGCCGGUGAUGCCAGACGUAGGAAAAAGAAGGACAGAAAGAAAGGAACCAGAGGCAGUAAGACAAACGAAGCGACAGAUGUGUACCAACAUCCGUGCGAAAGGGUAGAACUAAUAGUAGACUUUGAUAAGAUUGGUUGGGGAAGUUGGAUUAUUUUUCCAAAGAAGUUCGACGCAUAUCAGUGCGUUGGUUCUUGCCCUGGUCCUGUUGACGGCGAACAUAAUCCAAAUAACCAUGCCAUUAUCCAAAAUAUGGUGCACACAUCCAAUCCAGAUCGUGUUCCGCUGCCGUGCUGUGUACCUACUAAGUUGUCGUCACUAAGCAUGUUAUAUUAUGAACGAGGUAACAUCGUGGUAAAAGAACACGAAGGCAUGGUUAUACAGGAGUGUGGAUGCAGAUAAUACUACGAUAACUACAUACUUUAUCAUAUGUUUACUAUGUUAUAACAAUACAGAAUAUAUUCAAUAGAUAUUUAAUAGAUAUUAAAGAUCAGUAAAUAAUGAAUA
Saccoglossus kowalevskii is the source of this 1470-nucleotide messenger RNA. RefSeq names its product nodal A protein. Gene Ontology annotation, cellular component: extracellular region. Gene Ontology annotation, molecular function: growth factor activity; cytokine activity. Lineage: Eukaryota; Metazoa; Hemichordata; Enteropneusta; Harrimaniidae. The record is from RefSeq and is a predicted model, not a curated record.